AUGCACUGUCUCUGUCUCUGCAUCAUUGCCACUGUCAUAGGUCUUUCUUUAACUGGAACAAUGACGGAUACAUCAAGAACAAGCAAUAUUGUAUUCAGUUCUGAGUGUCAGGGGGAGGUAUAUCUUCUGACAAACUGUUCUGUGACUAGAAACUCUGCCAUUCAAGUGAAUAUAUCACAGACACUAGUCACAGCGGAUACUAGUUUCAAUUUCUUCAGACUUUUCUUGUGGUCUAACAUGGAAGAAGAGUGGAACAUUAAGCAUUUGGACCUGAGUAACAAUGUCAUACCGAAGAUAACCUUCAGUGUGCUUGUGUGCUUACGUGGUUUGGAAAUAUUAAACCUCAGCAAUAAUGCCAUCCACUCCAUUUCACUGGAAGAACAGAGUCACAGGUGCUCGUGGGCGAAGCACCCCUGGAGCAGGCAUUACCUGCCAUCCCUAAAGGUGCUGCUUCUUCAGAGAAACAAACUCAGUGACACGCCCAAGGGACUGUGGAACCUGAAGUCAUUGCAGAGUUUGGAUCUGUCAUUCAAUGAGAUAUCACAGAUUGGUUUGACUGAUUUCCAUAACUGCCUGCAACUGGAGAACCUCUAUUUAAAGAGCAACAGGAUCUUCAAAAUUCACCCAAGGGCCUUCAAGACUCUCAAAAAACUGCAGAUUGUAGACCUCAGCGGCAAUGCUCUGACCACAGUCCUCCCCUUGAUGGCCAUUGCUCUCGAGCUUCCCCACCUGGAGGCAGUCUUGGCUGACAACCAGUGGCACUGUGACGAUAGCAUAGCGUUCUUCCAAAAUGUCAUUUCUGAAUCCUGGAGGGAAAAGUGGAGUAAAAUUUGCAGUAAGUCCAUAGGAAAUGAAGUGGCAUUCCAGUGGACUCCCCAAAGCAGGAUUUUGAGGGAUACCCACCUCUCCCACAUUCAUCUGAAUCAUAGGGGAAAGCUCCAAGCAGAGAGUUCCCAGGAAGGGGUAACCAAGAGCUUGUCCAUCCUGGGGAACAAGGAACACGUCGACUCUGCUGCCAGCGAGAAGCUGAGACGUCUGCCAAGGUGGCGGAGAGAUACCCCGGAUGCUCAGAGUCUUGACAGGAAGGAGGACGGCCCUUCCCAGGACCUCGCCCUGGCAGUCUGCCUGUCUGUGUUCAUCACAUUCUUCGUGGCUUUCUGCCUGGGUGCUCUGGCAAGGCCUUAUAUUGACAGACUGUGGCAACAAAGAUGCCGGAACAAAAGCCCUGGGCCCAAAACUUCAUAUUCAAAUGAGGGCUUCUAUGAUGAGAUCGAAGGAACAGGGAAUCUGCAGCUUCCAAACACAUCUCUGAGCCAAGCUUUUCAUGGUCUGAACCACUAUGAGGACCAGGAUGCUCUGUCAGUGAUGCCAAGCCCACACACUGCUGUUCCUCAUGGCAGAGCUUCUGGAAGCAGGAGAAAGGGGCCUGGCAGCCAGCAGAGCACCACGCAAUGUGAGAACACCACCACUGGGCCAGGGACCAGAAAUGAUCAACAAUGUUCAAAUGACAGUGCAACCCGCCCAUCCAUGCCCAAUGGAGUGCAGCUCCACGGACAUCCAAAUGCUGGUCAAAGCCAACCAAUUGCAGCCACACAUGAUCACAUCUACAGAAAUUAUAUUCUUAGAGAGCAAAGUUAUGAAACUGUGGCUCGUGAAGAUUCCCUUAAUCCAAUGAACAUCACUCCAGUAGCUGACAGAUUUCAAACAGCCGCUGGUUCAAACCGUGACGUCUCUAAUGUAGUAAACUCAUUUCCCGCAAGAGAAAUGGCAGUUCCUCUUUCUAAAGUGCUAACAGAUACCAGUGCCAUUCAAACUGCAGAGAAAGAGGAAAGAGGGAAUGAUGAACAGUUACCUCCAGGUGCUCCAGGCCCUCCACUGGGGUUUUCUAAGGAAAUGGGAAGGAGCACACAGCAGCAGUUGCCCAUGAAGAUACAUCCCGAGGAAGAGCCUUCUGUGUACUACAGCACAGUGGCCCACAGUGAUCCAGGGGACACUGGGCCUUCAUCAGCCUUACCUCCUAAAUGGGCCAGUGGCCUGGAUGCCACUCCUGCCCACAGGGAAUUUCUGCCCAACUACAUUCCUUCUGACACUCAGUCUGAGCUGGAGACAGACGACGACUCUGAUGAGGGGUCUUUAUUUACGAUGAGUUCUGUAAGUUCAGAGGGUACUCGGGAUGUGUCUGAUGAAGAAGCCCAUGACGCGGAGGGCUGUAGGGCCAGCGAGCCCCUGGACCAUGAGAACUCAAGGGAAAGGAUGGGCAACAUUGGAUCGUUAGAGAGUCUUGAAGACAACAACAGCUUCCAGGAUAUCCCAGGGAAGCAUGAGAAUCUGGAAGGUCAUUUUGUUUCUAGUCCAGAACCUGGCAGCUGGCAGAAGGCCACACAGGGUGGGGACAACCCUGGAGCAGGGCGUAGACUUGAGAACCUGCUUCUGAAGGACAGUGCAGCCCAGGCUGGUGUCACUCUCUCCAACCUGGACUCUCCGGACCUGUAUUCUUCUGCUUCUUCUCCUCCUUCCAUGCUAUUUUCCCACGGACAUCCAACUUCUGAUGGCAGCCACCAGAUUCUGGCCACACAGCAGCACAUCUCUGGCAAUGACAUUCUUGAGGAGUUAAAUUAUGAAACUGUGGCCCAAGAUGAUGUUCUCAGUGAACAUUCAAUGGCUGAGUCUCGGCAGGAAAGUCCCUCUAACGUCAAUACAUUUGAAGAUACAUUAACUUUGCCCAGAACCCCACGCAGUAGCCCUGUGAGUGUGGAGAUCCCAGGAAUGUUCAUUUAUGAUUAUGUCAUAGAUCCGCAGCCAGAGGCAGUCACAUGGCGCUACUCACUGAGAGACUUAGAAUUUUCAGAUGUGGAUCAUUUAUCACAAACACCGCCAUGUUCUGCUGAAGUUGCUUCGCAUCCUGGUCAGCAUCCUAGUCUGUCAUGA
Molecule: messenger RNA, 2928 nt
Organism: Elephantulus edwardii (Cape elephant shrew)
Lineage: Eukaryota; Metazoa; Chordata; Mammalia; Macroscelidea; Macroscelididae
Gene: LRRC66
Product: leucine rich repeat containing 66
Exons: 4
Coding region: 1-2928 (975 amino acids)
Molecular function (GO): protein binding
Source: RefSeq, a predicted model, not a curated record